AAUGGAUUAAGAGGGACCGACUGCUCUGUUCAGAUUCCAGCGUUACGGAACUGGUUUCUUAUAUUAGUUUGAUCUAGUUUUACACGAAAGUCAAGGUAAGCAGAAUGAGCCUGACAGCAGUGAACGAUGAGAACUUGGGAGUUGAUCCUUCGAGUAACUGCGUCAGUUCAGAGACGUGCAACUUCCUUUGCCUGUCGCAACAACCCACAGGGAGACCUUCUAUCCUGCGCCCGUCCCAAAAAGAGAACAUGCCUCUCAAAAGUCUGAAGGAUGUGAAGGUAUGCUUUCAGACACCGAUGCGGGAUCCUGUCACUCGCAAGAUUAUUUCUUCCGCUAGCAAGCUGGAGAGCAACUUCUCAUUGGAUGAUUGCACAAAGGCUUUAGAAAAGUUAUCUUUGGAAACAAACCAAGCUAAGACUGCUGAUACUUCUGCACACAUUGAAAAUAAGAACAAUCAAGAUAGCGAGUGCAAAGCAGAUGCAAAUUGUAUCAACACAGCAAGUGAGGUGCCUUGCCCAGACGAACUACCUGUUCAAAGCAAAGGAGCAUACACAAUUGACUUUGACCACCUUGAUUCCAUCAACCCCUUUAAGAGUGGUGGUGGUCAAAUGGGGAUUUCCACUCCUAAAGUAGGAAAUUCGCCAGUUAAGGUGUCAAAGACCCCAGAACAGAAAAAAUCCCUGGUCAAAGUGACAAGCCCAGAGAAUAUAACUCAAGGUGAAUUAUCAUUGGAAGAUACACUUCCUGUUACCCCAAGGCUGGAUAAUUCAAUUCCUGAAAUAAAACCACAAAAAUUGGUAGAAACUACAAAUGACACUUCUAGCCCUGUUUCUGUCAAAACGGAUGCUUCAAGCACUGAUUUGUCUUGUGAUGUACCUGGUGAGGGUGCAGAGACGGUAGUUUCCAAAGCAAGUUACAAUCUGGAUUUGGACAAUCUGGAUAGGAUUAACCCCUUUUCAUCUUCAAAUGUUAACUCCCCACAACCGCCUAUAGGAUCUUACAACUUUGACAUUGAUGUUGAUUCCAUUGAUCCUUUCAAGUGCGGUGGUUCAAAGCUCCAGAACUCGCCCAUUGGUGGUGGUUCCAAGCCACCCAUUGAAAGCUCUUCACUAAUGGAAGAUGUCCCCAAAAAGCUGGAGUACAGCAAGCCUCUUGAAGCCUCCAAUUGCCUUCUGAAGAAAGAUGAACUUGUUAAUCUAGAGUACAGCAGGCCCAUGACUGAAACCUCUCUGCCAGUAACAGAUGAACCUGUAAACGAAACUAGCAAGCCUCCCACAGAAACUUCUUCCCCAGUGAAAGAUCAACCUAUGAAGUUGGAAUUUAAUUUUGAUGAUGGCAAGGCUAAGAAGAAACCACCCAAAAAUCUUGGAAAGAGACCCCCUGGAAGCAAACUGUCUGCCAAGAAACCGGUGGCAUCCACUGAAAUAGGAGAACCUCCCAAAAUGCAGGAAGUUCGGGAUAAACCAGCUGAUGACAAUAUUCCCUUUCCAAAAGCAUAUCAUAAUUUUGAAUUAGACAUGUUAGAUGACCCCAAUUUGAACCCCUUUCGGACUGAUGCGAAAGUAAACAGUUCUCCAAAACUAGAGGCAGUUGAAAAGGUAGAGGAUGCAUCCCCGGUUUCAGAGCUACCAAAGCUUGAAUGUCAUGAAAAACCAAUUAAAGAUGAAUCUUCUGCGGUGCCAACGUCUACCAAAGUACCUACCUUGACAGAGAAUGCAACACCUGCAGCUGAGGAAUUGGUGCCAGAACCGCCAAGCAAUAGUCAUGCCAUUAAAGAGGACACACUUCCAUUAGAUCAUGAGAAUCUGACCGCGGAGAUGCCGACGAUGCGAAGAAGUGUAACAGAAUCAUUUAUGGACUGCACUGCGUCUAACCAUGGCAUUGCAACAGAUGAAUCAUUCAGGCCAGGAACGGACUUUCUAGCUUCGGGUUUCGAUGAGCCAGUUGAUUACCUGGAACAGUUUGGAUCAUCCAUGUUAAAAGAAUCUGUGCUGAGAAAGCAAUCCCUGUACUUGAAGUUUGACCCAUUGCUGAAAGAAAGCCCAAAGAAAUCUCUGCCCACAGUGUGCAAUGGCAUACCACUCCCGUGUUCAGUCCUUUCCAGGUUUGAUGAAGUGUGGGAUUUGCCAGCUGGAGUUGAAAACAAAGUGCAGAGUGAGCAAAAGCCUAAGGAACUGAAUAUUUUCGAAACGUCCCCAGUGGAUGGGACGGCUCCUCUGGUGUGUGUUGUGCCUAGUGCCAUAAACUCUCUUGUCCCUGACUCUUCACUCCCCACUGGUAAUGCAGAAGAUCCUAUCAUUGAAGUCUUAAAAUACAGUCAAAAAGACAUGGAUGCUGCCAUUGAGGAAGUCAGACGAGAGGUUCAAGAAAAACAGAAAGUAAUUGAUGAGUGGCAGGACAAGUAUAACAAGCUGCGGGCGGAUUAUGUGAUAAUGGAAACAAUUGUUGCAGAGUUUGAAUCAACAAUAGCCCAAAUUGUAGAUGAUGAUCAGAAGCAGAAAGAGGCAGCUAUAGCUGAAAUCCAGAAAGUCAAUGAGGAGAAGCAGCAGGUUCUCCUUGACUUGAGUUCAAUGGAGAAAUCUUUUUCAGACCUCUUUAAAAGGUUUGAUAAACAGAAAGAAGUAAUAGAAGGUUACAGAAAGAAUGAAGAAACUUUAAAAAGAUGUGCUCAAGAGUAUCUGUCUAGAAUUAAAAAAGAGGAACAGAGGUACCAGACACUGAAGGCUCAUGCCGAAGAGAAAAUAAGCCUUGCCAAUGAGGAAAUUGCCCAGGUUAGAACCAAGUCUAAGGCAGAAACUGCAGCACUGCAGGCAACUUUACGUCGGGAACAGAUGAAAAUCCAGUCGCUGGACAGAAGUCUUGAACAAAAGGCAAAAGAGAAUGAAGAAUUAACAAAACUCUGCGAUGAACUCAUAAUGAAUGUGCAAAAAGGUGGAGCACGCCAAUGACCUGUACAUUAUCUUUCUGAUCUCCUCUCGUUCUUUCAUUUGUUUGUCAUUUUAUUUAUGUAAAUAAAAGCUCUGCUAUUAAAAAAUAAAGCCCCCCCCCCCUGCAAAAUGACCACUUUGUGUG
Polyodon spathula (Mississippi paddlefish) is the source of this 3072-nucleotide messenger RNA. Its product is annotated as transforming acidic coiled-coil-containing protein 3-like. The record is from RefSeq and is a predicted model, not a curated record. Bases 105 to 2948 code for a protein of 947 amino acids. Gene Ontology annotation, cellular component: cytoplasm. Gene Ontology annotation, biological process: cell population proliferation; cerebral cortex development; mitotic spindle organization. Lineage: Eukaryota; Metazoa; Chordata; Actinopteri; Acipenseriformes; Polyodontidae. The transcript is spliced from 17 exons.